Mercurialis annua (annual mercury) is the source of this 1505-nucleotide messenger RNA. RefSeq names its product heat stress transcription factor A-6b-like. The record is from RefSeq and is a predicted model, not a curated record. The coding region runs from base 289 to 1302 and encodes 337 amino acids. Gene Ontology annotation, biological process: regulation of transcription by RNA polymerase II. Gene Ontology annotation, molecular function: RNA polymerase II cis-regulatory region sequence-specific DNA binding; DNA-binding transcription factor activity. The transcript is spliced from 2 exons. NCBI's taxonomy places the organism in Eukaryota, Viridiplantae, Streptophyta, Magnoliopsida, Malpighiales, Euphorbiaceae. Gene Ontology annotation, cellular component: nucleus.
ACUUUCCCAAAAGGAGAAAGAAACUAAUAAAAAACCAAAAAUACCUCAUUGAGUCAUUACCUCUUUUAGCUCCUUUUGCAUCGAUCCUCCUUUGAUCAUUUCUCAUACCCUUUCUACUUCUUACUGAUUCUAUUCUAUAUUCUAAAUUCUUUCAAGAGAAACAUAAAUCUAAUCUUUCCUAAGUAAAAACAUUCCAACAAGAAAAACUUCACAACUUCAUACUCAAAUACAAGAAAAAAACCAAAACACACUUCAAAUCUUUGCCUUAUUCCACAUUUUUUUCGAAUCAUGAAUCGCAUGAGCCGCGUAAAAGAAGAGUAUGCUGGAGCUAGUUCAUCAUCAUCAUCAUACUCGUCGUUAGAUCUCGCAGCACCUCAACCAAUGGAGGGACUUCACGAUGGCGGUCCUCCGCCUUUUCUUACGAAAACAUAUGAUCUUGUUGAGGAUAUAAACACAAAUAAUAUAGUUUCUUGGAGUGGAGGUAACAAUAGCUUUAUUGUUUGGGAUUCACAGGCUUUUUCCAUCACUCUUUUGCCUAGAUACUUCAAGCAUAAUAAUUUCUCAAGCUUUGUUAGGCAGCUUAAUACAUAUGGGUUUAGAAAGGUUGAUCCAGAUAGAUGGGAGUUUGCAAAUGAAGGGUUUCUAAGAGGGAAAAAACAUCUCCUCAAGAAUAUCAGAAGAAGGAGAAAAACUCAACAACCUCAUCAAGUUUCUCAAGAAUCUCUAGAUCCUUGUGUUGAGCUUGGAAGAUUUGGAUUCGACGCGGAAAUGGACCGAUUAAGGCGAGAUAAACAAGUUUUAUUAAUGGAAAUAGUGAAGCUUAGAAAGCAACAACAGACUACUAAAGCUGGUGUUCAACUAAUGGAACAUAGACUUAAAAGGACAGAAUCAAAGCAGCAACAAAUGGUGAAAUUCUUGGCUAGAGCCAUGCAAAAUCCAAAUUUUGUUUACAAAAUGGCUCAAAAAAAGGACAAGGAGCUAGAAGAUGCAAUUAGUAAAAAAAGGAGGCGGCCUAUAGAUCAAUCAGGGCCUAGUAGUUGUGUUCAAGUUGAUCAAGAAUUUGAAAAUUUUGUGAAAAUUGAACCUGAUGAGGAAUUUGGUGAUCUUUCGGAAUUCGAAGUUCCGGAGGUGGAAGGUGAUGAACAUACAUGCAAAGUUAUUAAAGAACUUGAUGAAGAUGGUUUUUGGGAUGAUUUAUGGAAUGAAGGGAAUGGGGAAGAAAUGGAUUUGUUGGGUGGUGAUGUGGAAGAUGUAGAUGUGUUGGUAGAACAGCUUGGUUACUUGGGUUCUACUCCAAAGUAAAAAAAAAAUUAAGUUUUUCUCAUCUAUUAAAUUUUUGAGUGAAUUGAUUAUUUUAUCAUGAUAUCCGAGUUUUUAUGAUUUGGACGGAAGAUCUAGAAUUUGAUCUUUCAAAAUUUCAUUUGAUAAUGUUUUGCACAAGAUAUCAUUAUAUAUUUACUAUAAUAAAGUUUAACUGCAAAUAAUUUGAAUAUUUGACAAGAAAA